AUGCAUUUUGGUAUCCUAUCCCUUUUUUACUUGUAUAUCCUUUUUUCCAUUAUUAUGAGGAUAAAAUGUGUCAUAACGAAAAAUUUGAAAAAAACAAAGAAACUAACCCGUUCCUACAUACCUCAUAGGAAUAUGGAAAAUGGUAUCAUUUUAAAUUAUAUUGAAAAAACAAACCCUGCAUAUUUGAAAAGAGGAAAGAAUAAAAAUAAAAAUAAAAAAGGACAUAUAUAUAAAUUAAAGAAUGUAGAAAAAUUGUUAUACGCAAACAAAUAUGUACAAGAAGGAAAUGAAAAUUUUUCUAGCACUACAAAAAAAUUAUUAUUAACACCAAAAGUUGGAAAUAAAAUGCCUGAAGGAAAGAAACCAGAUUGGUUUCAUGUAGCUGCUCCUACUGGCACAAAAUAUAAUAAAUUAAAAGAUGAUAUAAAAAAAUUAAACUUACAUACAGUAUGUGAAGAAGCACAAUGUCCUAAUAUUGGAGAAUGCUGGAAUAUAGGUACAGCAACCAUUAUGUUAUUGGGUGAUACAUGUACAAGGGGUUGUAAAUUUUGCUCAAUUAAAACAUCAUCAAACCCAUUACCUCCUGAUAUUAAUGAACCUUUCAAUACAGCUAAAGCUAUAUGUGAAUGGAAUAUUGAUUAUGUUGUUUUAACUUCUGUUGAUAGAGAUGAUUUACCAGAUGGUGGAGCUAGCCAUUUUGCUAAAACAGUAGAAUUAGUAAAAUUUUCAAGACCAGAUAUUUUAAUUGAAUGUUUAGUUUCUGAUUUUCAAGGAAACAUCGAUUCUGUACGAAAACUAGCUUUUAGUGGAUUGGAUGUAUAUGCACAUAAUAUAGAGACAGUUAAAAGAUUACAGAAAUAUGUGAGAGAUAAAAGAGCAAAUUAUGAUCAAUCAUUAUUUGUAUUAAAAACAGCUAAAGAAAUCAAUCCUCAGUUAUACACAAAAACAAGUAUUAUGUUAGGAUUGGGAGAGACGAAAGAAGAAGUUAUACAAACUAUGUAUGAUGCAAGAAAAAAUAAUAUAGAUGUUAUAACAUUUGGUCAAUACUUAAGACCUACAAAAAAUCAUUUAAGUAUUGUUCAAUAUAUAUCACCACAAAUGUUCGAAUAUUAUAAAGAAGAAGGAUUAAAAAUGGGAUUUAAAUAUAUAGCCAGCGGCCCUUUAGUUCGUUCUUCUUAUAAGGCAGGUGAAUAUUUUAUAAAAAAUUUAGUUAACCAACGAAACAAAGAUAAAAAAAAUUAA
This is a messenger RNA of Plasmodium reichenowi, 1242 nucleotides long. RefSeq names its product lipoyl synthase, putative. Gene Ontology annotation, cellular component: mitochondrion. Gene Ontology annotation, biological process: lipoate biosynthetic process. Gene Ontology annotation, molecular function: 4 iron, 4 sulfur cluster binding; lipoate synthase activity. The record is from RefSeq and is a predicted model, not a curated record. The coding region runs from base 1 to 1242 and encodes 413 amino acids. NCBI's taxonomy places the organism in Eukaryota, Apicomplexa, Aconoidasida, Haemosporida, Plasmodiidae. The transcript has a single exon.